Messenger RNA from Prunus armeniaca (apricot), 1290 nucleotides. The record is from the annotation of a GenBank genome assembly. NCBI's taxonomy places the organism in Eukaryota, Viridiplantae, Streptophyta, Magnoliopsida, Rosales, Rosaceae.
AUGGAUAUCUCUUUGGGGGUGUGGGUGGCCUUGGUUUUGGGAGGUUUGCCUUUGUUGGGGUUGCUCUUGUGGUGGUGGAAUGAGCUUUGGUAUGUGCUUCCUCUCAAACUACGACGUUCGGCCACUAAUGCCAAAUUACCGCCCGGUCAUAUGGGACUUCCAUUUAUCGGUGAAGUCCUCACUUUCCUUUGGUACUUCAAAGUUCUUCGUCGUCCAGAUGACUUUAUCAAUGCUAAACGAGCAAAUGUUGAUCUCAUGGGUUAUACUUCCUUGGUGGCUGUCCAUGGAAAGUCCCAUGCAAGGCUUAGAAGUUAUGUCACAAGUGUCAUUAAUCAGCCAGAUGCUCUUCGACGCAUUGCCCAAAUGGUCCAACCUCGCAUCAUAGCUGCUCUUGAGUCAUGGGCUCAGAAGGGCAGAAUCAAGCAUAUGACGAGACAAAGAAGUUUGGAACCAGGACCUCUCCUUGAUACCAUUGACAACUUGUUUGAUGGAUUGGUCACAGGAAUUAGAGCUCAACCAUUCAACAUUCCUGGAUCUGCCUUUCACCAUGCUCGUCAGUGUAGGAAGAAGCUUGAGGAUAUUUUCAUGGUGGAGCUUGAGAAGAAAAAAACCCAGAAAGAAGUGGUGACAAAUGACCUAAUGGAUGGGCUUAUGCAGAUUAUAGAUGAUGAGGGUAACAAAUUAUGUGACCAAGAGGUGCUGGACAAUAUUGUGAGCCUUGUUGUUGGAGGAUAUGCAUCUACUUCCCUUGCAUCAAUGUGGGCUAUAUAUUAUCUUGCCAAGUACCCUAAUGUCCUGAAAAAGCUUCGGGAGGAGAAUAUGGCUAUAAGUCAGAACAAGAAAGGAGAGUUUAUUACAAGUGACGAUGUUUCAAAAAUGAAAUACACAAACAAGGUGGUGGAAGAAACAAUAAGAAUGGCAAACAUUUCAGCUUUUAAUUUCCGAUCGGUUGUCAAGGAAGUUGAGUAUAAAGGUUAUAUAAUACCUAAGGGUUGGAGAGUGAUUCUUUGGCUUCGAUAUAGCCACACAAAUCCAGAGAACUUUGAUGAUCCUAUGUGUUUCAACCCAGAUAGAUGGAAUGAACCAGCUAGGCCUGGAACAUACCAAGUUUUUGGUGGUGGACCAAGAAUCUGUGCAGGCAACAUGCUUGUUAGGAUACAACUUGCAAUCUUGUUACAUCAUUUGUGCACAGGAUACAAGUGGGAACUACUCAACCCAGAUGCAGAGAUGGUUUAUCUUCCACAUCCAACACCCAUUGAUAGGGUUGAUAUCACCUUUAACAAACUUUAG